Molecule: messenger RNA, 1899 nt
Organism: Rubroshorea leprosula
Lineage: Eukaryota; Viridiplantae; Streptophyta; Magnoliopsida; Malvales; Dipterocarpaceae
Source: the annotation of a GenBank genome assembly
GGAGUUAAAAAUGACUAUAUAUCUUCUGUUAAGUCUGUGCUUAUCUUAUCUCCAAAGAAACAAGAGGAGGAGACGGACGGAGAGAAAUGGAAGAGAUGAAGCCAAGUGUUCCCAACACAUCCCCUCUUACCCCCUUAGGCUUCUUAGACAGAGCCGCCACCGUCUACCCCAAUUGCACCUCCAUCGUCUACAACUCCACCUCCUACACCUGGUCCCAAACCCACCGCCGAUGCCUCCAACUCGCUUCCGCACUCACAUCCGCCGGCAUCUCCCCCGGUCACGUUGUCUCCGUUUUGGCCCCCAACAUCCCCGCCAUGUACGAGCUCCACUUCGCCGUCCCCAUGUCUGGUGCGAUCCUUAACAACAUCAACACCCGCCUCGACGCCCGUACCGUCUCCGUUCUCCUCCGCCACGGCGAAUCGAAACUCCUCUUCGUUGAUGUUCUCUCGCGCGAUCUAGCCCUCGAGGCCGUUUCGCUGUUGCCACCAGACGCCAAACGCCCUGUGCUCGUUCUCAUCACCGAUGAUGAUGCAUCUCCAUCACCAGCCGUUGACUCUCAUGAUUUCAGUUUUAACUAUGAGAGCUUAAUGGAGAAAGGUGAUCCUGAUUUCAACUGGUUCCGACCCAAAAGUGAAUGGGACCCAAUUGUUCUGAACUAUACAUCUGGUACGACGUCCUCUCCUAAGGGUGUGGUACACAGCCACAGAGGACUUUUCAUCAUGACCAUAGAUUCUCUGAUCGAUUGGUCUGUUCCGAAACAACCCAUUUAUCUGUGGACCCUACCGAUGUUUCACGCCAACGGUUGGAGCUACACUUGGGGGAUGGCCGCCGUUGGUGGGACCAACAUUUGUGUCCGUAGAUUCGACGCAUCGACGAUUUACGGUCUGAUCGGACGAUAUGGCGUGACCCACAUGUGCGGUGCACCUGUGGUGCUCAACAUGCUAUCAAACUCUCCCGAUAACAAACCGCUUGAAAAACCGGUGCAAAUUCUCACGGCCGGAGCUCCGCCGCCGGCGGCCGUUCUCUUCCGGACCGAGUCACUGGGUUUUAUUGUGAGUCAUGGGUAUGGCUUGACGGAAACCGGAGGACUUGUUGUUUCCUGCGCGUGGAAAGGGCAGUGGAACCGGUUGCCGGCGGCGGAGAGAGCGCGGCUUAAAUCAAGGCAAGGUGUGAGGACGAUCGGAUUGACGGAAUUGGACGUGGUGGAUCCCGAGACAGGAGUCAGUGUUAAACGAGACGGGUCCUCGCUCGGGGAGGUCGUUCUCAAAGGUGGGUCCGUGAUGCUUGGAUAUCUGAAGGACCCAGAAAGCACACAAAAGUGUAUGAGGAAGAACGGAUGGUUCUACACAGGAGAUGUCGGCGUGAUGCAUCCUGACGGUUAUAUGGAAAUCAAAGAUCGGUCUAAGGAUGUUAUUAUCAGCGGCGGAGAGAACCUGAGUAGCGUGGAGGUGGAAUCGGUUCUUUACACCAAUCCCGCAGUGAACGAGGCAGCGGUGGUAGCUAGGCCGGACGAGUUCUGGGGGGAGAGUCCAUGUGCGUUUGUGAGUUUAAAGAGUAAUUUGAGUCGGAAACCGAGUGAAAAGGAGAUCAUAGACUACUGUCGGGCCAGGCUGCCGCACUUCAUGGUGCCAAAAACGGUGGUGUUUAAGGAAGAGUUGCCGAAGACGUCAACGGGGAAGAUUCAAAAGUUUGUGCUAAGAGAGAUUGCGAAGGAGAUGGGAUCGUUAAGGGUGAGUAAGAUGUGAGAUAAGAGACUGAGUCGAGCUGAGUCGAGACGACCAGGGAGUUUAAUUUCCCGAGUGUUGACCGGUUCUAUUGUGCAUGCAUGAGCAAUUUACAUUUCACUUGUGUUGAAAAUGGUACUCAUUCAAUCCAUUUUAGUAAAUUUAAUUUGGUUUU